CCCCUCGCGCCCGCGGCGGCCGUUUGUGAGGGGCGGCGGGAGGAUGGCGGGGGGCGGCGGGCGGACCCGCUGCCCCCCGGGCGCUCUCCUGGGCAUGGCGGCCGUGCUGGCGGCGGUGGGAUGGGUGAGAGCGGAACCGAAGGAAGAGCAACUUUCUGUUGACUUAAUUGGAAAGAAUGAAGUUUAUGGUGACACCAGGCAUGAAGUGAACGUGUACGUUAAGGUGUUCACAAACAGCCCCUUUCUGGUCUGUAUGGAUUUGGCCCUUUCCCAAGAAAAAAUAAUAGAUCCCAAGUACUCGUGGAUUGGUCCAGAUGGAAGACAUUUAGAAGGGCAAAAGUAUGCAAAUAUGACAGAGACAGGGAAGCUGAUGGUGAUGGGAUUCAGGGAGUCGAUGUCUGGCACCUACACUUGCACUCUGUCCCACAAAAUCAUUGAAACCACAACACAAGAAGAAACAGAAAUCGUUCAAGCCUAUAAAUUCAUGGUUUAUGCCUACAGGGAAGCAGACCAUGCCUACCAGGUGUUUGUUCGCUUCACCACCACGCGCUGCCAGCUGAGAAACAACGGCUUGUUCUUCGAGACGCUGGAGAAGAUCCUGAACAGCACCAUCGCCCACCUGACCUGUCACAUCACACAGUCCUCCUACAAGUGCCACUCCAUCAGGACACCGAAGCACGGCCUCCAGCACGAGCUCUUUGUUAAUUUUCAAGUUGAUCCUUUUGCACCAGGAUGGGAAGAAGUUUGCCACAAGCUUCCUUACGACUGUGAAGAUGUGACAAACAGGAGAGCCCAGCAGGCAGCAGAGCGGAUUGGGAAGUUCUUCCACCAGCUGAGGUACAUCCUGGAGCACGAGGCCGAGGCUGUCCCUACAAUCCAGUACGUGGAGAACAGCUUCUCCAUGACUCCCAUCGACAGCUGCCGGCCAGGUUUCGGGAAGAACCACCACACCCACCAGAACUGCGCCAGCUGCUGCGUGGUUUGUGGUCCUGGAACUUACAGCCCCAACAACGAGGUGACGUGUCGGACCUGUGAGAGGCCUCGGGUCAGGACGUACGGAGCAAAAUCCUGCCAGUAAACUGACAAGCUGGAAAACCAAAGAGCAGCUGCAGGACACCAAAGUGGAAAGAGAAAUAGAGUCUCUGAGAGAAGAGAGAGGGUGAGUAACAAGUUACAAGAGGAUUAAGGACCAGGUUAUGGUUCUCUCCUUGUCCACUGCUCCUCAGAAAGAAGAGAGAACAUCCCAGAUGGAAGCAGAGUCUGCAGAGCCUCUUCCACCUCCUCCUGCUGCAGCAAAGCCUCGCAGGGCCCAGCUGGCCCCAGGUGCUGCAGGAGCAGAUGAUCCUCUCACACCAGCUGUGAAUUCCUGACGAGUUCACCGGAUGACACAAAUUGCCAAAGCACUGAGCUAAUGGGAACGUUUUCUUCCCAGCAAAGCCUCCCCCUGAUCCUCUGUGGAAGGUCAGCAGCUGGAUCUGCAGCGAUCCAUCACCCUGCGAGUAACGAUGACCUGACCAACAUCAGGAGCUCCACAAGUAACUCCAGCUGCUCCCCAGCCUGGGCCUUGGAGCCCACUGGAGCGUCUGAGCCUCCCAUGGCAGAGCUCCCAGAACUUGGGCUUUUAGAGCUCUUUUUUAAGCUGUUCCCUGUGGGAGUUUCUACCUUCCAGACUCACUUUGUCGAGGGACACCAGAGAACUCUCACCUUCCACCCACAGAGCCGUGGAAAUCCAUGCCCAGCUUCCCAGUACAGAGCCAUUCUUUCCUUUUUUUUUUUUUUCCCACAAAGUAGGACUAAGUCAAGCAAAGGAAACACCUCCCACUCAACACCCCCAACUUCUUACGGCAUCUCGAAAUUCCUUGGUGGGUACUCAUCCAAAAACGGCCCCGAUUCAACCCAGUUUCACUUAUCCACUGUGACAGGGACACAGCAGGAGACAGCACGGGCACAGACCCCGCUCCGAGCUUCUCAGAGUCAUUACUUAUUAAAUGCUGAGGAAUAAAGUGAGCUGUUUUGAGCACUUA
Molecule: messenger RNA, 2024 nt
Organism: Pseudopipra pipra
Lineage: Eukaryota; Metazoa; Chordata; Aves; Passeriformes; Pipridae
Gene: ZPBP2
Product: zona pellucida binding protein 2
Exons: 9
Coding region: 44-1078 (344 amino acids)
Biological process (GO): binding of sperm to zona pellucida; acrosome assembly
Cellular component (GO): acrosomal vesicle; extracellular region; zona pellucida receptor complex
Source: RefSeq, a predicted model, not a curated record